AUCUCGCGAGAACCGGCCAACGCGCGAGAUCUGCUGUAAACCUGAAGAAGUCAAUGACCUCUGCCGUCCUUGGUGACUUGAGCUUUCCUUUAGCGUCCCCUGCGUAUUUGGCCGGAUUUGUAAACAACUUAAGUCUCCUGUAAACCUUAAGGUCUUCGUUGACCUUGUGUACGUAUGUACGAAUAAGUAGUGUUUCCGCUAAGCUCGGAGUUCGAGCCGAAACUGCCACUUCCGGUUGGCUUUAUCUUGGAAGCGUCGUCCAGUCUACGUCUCUCAGAGGUAUGGGCUCCAAGCCGUUCAAGAUACGUGCAGCGAAUGAUACCCAGAAGUACGGAGUGGCGGCACAGGAUCUCAACGAUCUGAUUGCAAAGGGAUGCAAGGUUCUAAAGGUCCCUAUCAAGGGCUGCAAAAUCUGCCUGCAGCAGGAUGGAACUCUCAUCAACAGCAGGGAAUUCUUCCAAGCACUCCCGCCGCUCUCCGUCUUAGUCUUCCUCAGAAAAGGAGAGAAGUGGACUGGAGAUGACUUUGGGAAGAUGAUCCUGUCUCUGUUGGAAGCCCCUGAAGAUCCUGUAAGGAAACAGCAGUUAACGGAGAGUCUUGAAGGCAUGAUUGCCAAGGAGUCGUCCCCAGAGAGGGUCCAUGCCCUGAACUUGUACCUGCAGAGUCUUCCAGACAACAUCGAUGCAGAAACCAGGGAGGAGGACCCAGACUGGUUUGAAGGUUUAGAGAAGAGAUAUAAAACCAAAAGUCAAGUGAUGGCCUGUAGUGCACAGGGGAGGAUAAGAGGCUACUAUUCAAAGACAAAAGAAUAUGUCUCCAACCUGGAGGAUCCUGUAGCCAAAAUAAUUCUGAAGAGAGUGCUAGAAAACUUCCGGCCGUGUCUGAAGAACAACGGCUACCACGGUGACUACUUCAGACGAACGGCAAAGCCCAAGAAGCGGCUGUGCACGCAGGCGGGCUGGUUCGUCUGCCACGGUCCGUACAACACGAAGACAUGUCAGGACAAACACAUGAUCAACCCGUACAGCAGCCGACAGAAGAGGGCAGUGUUCAGCACUUGGAACCUGGAUCACAGAGUUGAGAAGAGUCGAACCAUCCUUCCCAGCAUGCAGCAGGCUGCUGUUUCCUGUCCGAAGGGGAAACAGCUGAACUGGGAGUACUUCUACGAACUCUUGUUCACCACAGACAACCUCAAACUGGUGGAGAUCAGCUGUCACAAGAAGGAAGCACACAAGGGGUAUGAAUGUGACGAGAAAAAGUACUACACUAGUAAAUAGCAAGGUAGAUAGUUCACACAUAAGUCCGCAUUUCAUUUUGAAUACUGUGUUUUCAUUCAAACUUACAGUGUAUUUGAAUUCAGUAAUAUGGGCAAUGUAUUUCUUUUAGAAAUCCCCGCUUCUGUUCAUAUUGUUCUGUUGAACACACAAACACAUAAAGUGUAUGAUUAUUGUACACAUCAUUUACUUCUAUUCUCUUUGUAAAUGUUUUACUUGCUUAAGAGUUGGUGUCAAGGUGCCUUGCCUGUGAUACAUUAUACAUGUAUGUAUGAGAACAUACUUUUUAAGUUGUGUUUAGGUGGUUUGAAUGCUAUGCUAUUACAAAUGUAGUAGUAUUAUUGUCUUCUACUGUGCAUUUAUGAGGACAGUUUUGUUUUUAUUUGACAUAGCAGAAAAGUCUGCUGUGAAGUAUAAUCUAUGGUUGAUCGAGAUACAAUGUGUCUAUUACUUCUCUGUGGUCUAAAUAAAUCCCAUGUAAAAAGUGCCACAAACAGACUGUUUAGAAUGUGUUUCUAAGCUUUUAUAGAGCCCAUCAGCAAGGGAGAUACAAGACAACAUUAUUAA
Molecule: messenger RNA, 1841 nt
Organism: Branchiostoma belcheri (Belcher's lancelet)
Lineage: Eukaryota; Metazoa; Chordata; Leptocardii; Amphioxiformes; Branchiostomatidae
Product: DNA fragmentation factor subunit beta-like
Exons: 6
Coding region: 282-1277 (331 amino acids)
Biological process (GO): apoptotic process; apoptotic DNA fragmentation
Cellular component (GO): cytoplasm; nucleus
Molecular function (GO): DNA endonuclease activity
Source: RefSeq, a predicted model, not a curated record